Messenger RNA from Naumovozyma dairenensis CBS 421, 2019 nucleotides. RefSeq lists its product as uncharacterized. Bases 1 to 2019 code for a protein of 672 amino acids. Lineage: Eukaryota; Fungi; Ascomycota; Saccharomycetes; Saccharomycetales; Saccharomycetaceae. The record is from RefSeq and is a predicted model, not a curated record. The transcript has a single exon.
AUGACAGAUAGUAUUCCAAGACGGUCUGAUUCGUUUGAGCUUGAUUCUCUUCCUCCAGCUACGCCAACGAAUCGAGACUCAGAAAAUAUACCAUUACAAGACUUUUCCGAAAAUAAGCCUCUUGGCUUAAAUUCUGAUGAGAACGCCAGAGAACAAUGGCUUUUACUUGAGGAUAGCAACAUGUUCAAAAGAUUCUUUAAGAGAGUAUGGAAUGGGCCAAUUCAUCCAGCUGAUGAUCCCCCAUCUUUCCCUGAAAAAUGGCAGAUAACUAAAAAGAUAAACAAUUGGCCUGAAGAAGUCUUCAAUAAGAGAUUCCCAAAAAAGAGUACCCGAAUACUUAUUCUGAUUGUGUAUUGCGCUCUUUGGUUUGGGACAUUAUUCCUAUUAAUCCAUCCAUAUUUAAUUAGGCCUCCUUAUUUUUAUCCUGACGACGGUAAAGAAAAAAUACCUAUAUUAUCUCUAAGUUGCAACUCUUAUUUAGAUUGGGAAGGUACAAAUAAUGCAUGUGGGAUUAAUGCUGGGGCUUGUGGACCUUUCGAUAACAGGGAAUAUAUGAUCCGAUGCCCAGCUUUUUGCGAUAGGGGAGGGUGGACAUAUUCUGCUAUUGCCGUGGGCAACAAGAGGAUAAAAUAUACUGGUUACAAGAUUGGAGGUGGCCCACUCGGUCAUUCUGAGGACCAUAAUAAACUUUCAUACCCUUAUCGAGCUGAUUCUUUUCCGUGUGCUGCAGCAGUUCAUGCGGGACUAAUAUCGCCUGUCGUUGGCGGCUGUGCUCGAUUAUCAAAGGAUGGGAGGCAAUACAGAUUUCCCUCAAGACUUGGAAAAUACGGUACUGGAUUGUCCGUUGCAUUCAAUUCUUUUUUUCCAAGUUCUUUUUCGUUUAGAGAAAUAUCGAACGGGAUAGCAACAGGUUGCUAUGACCCCAGAAUUGCUGUCGUUACUCUAAGUGUAAUUUUUGGCUUACCGCUAUUUUACAUUUAUGACAGUAUAUAUGGAUAUUGGGUCCUUACAAUUGUUGCAUAUUGGGUGAUAGCAUUAGCACUUGACCCACCAAUGUUAACUGAUGCACAUGACAUAGCCAGCGUUUAUGAGCUUUUCAGUUUAGGUUUCCAAAGAUUAUUCCCACUUUGUUUUCUGUUAUAUGUUGGAUGGAAAAGUGCUGUCAAGAGAACGUUAGAGAACGGCUCGCCGCUUGCCAAAAUAAUACUAUGGUAUCCUACGUUCUGGCUAGGUGUUAUGAAUAAUAUUACGUUUGAUCGAUUGCCAGUAGACAGACUGACAGCCAAAGAUCUCAAGGAACAAGCCGGUGCUGCGACCGCCGUGGGUUCAAUUGCGGCGACUAUCCUUAUCUGUGCAAUCAUACAAGCUUAUUCUCUGUGGAAGUCAGGUAGAUUUAGAAAAUUCUUCAAGAUCUACAUAUCAUUCAUUUCCGGUCUAAUAUUUCUUGCAUCUAUCCCAGGAUUAAAUUUAAGAAUACAUCAUUAUAUACUAGGUGCUGUGCUUUUACCAGGAUGUGCCACACGCGGCUCAUCUGCUUAUCUAUUCCAAGGAGUCCUUGUGGGAUUAAUCCUAUCCGGUGUUUCAAGAUGGGAUUUUGCCAGUAUUGUUGAAACAGAUGUAGCACUACUAAGAGGGGAAGGGGGUGGCCGUUUAGAACCACCCACUUUUAACUUCAACACAGGAACUCCUCAUAUGAUCUCUUGGUCACUCAACGACACGACGACAGAAAAAGAUCUUACAGGUUCAAUCAACGGGUAUUCAUUACUAUUAAAUGACUUCGAGGUUUAUUUGGGCACCAAUUCAACAAUUAGUUUGGAUGUUUUAAAAGCAGAAAAUUCAUUAUUAAAUAACCUGAUGGAGGAAGCUAUCUUAUCUUCAAAUGGAACAAUUGAUCUAUAUUUACGUGUUGCCAGAGCGUCCAUGAGGAACAGCGGUGAACUUCGUGGGGAUUACACGAACGGUGCAAUCCUUAGCUGGCCUGAGGGGGUUUGGACUGAUCCUGAACCGGGCGUUUCUUAA